UUGCUAUUUGUGAAAGACCUUCUAUUUCCUAGCAUCCUGACAUCGCUCAAGGACAACUCAAGCCUUUUGUGUGAGCUUCAAGCCAUGAAAACUAACCGACUGGUUCCUGAUGUUUCACAAGACUUCGAUCACUUGUUGAGAACCAUCCAGUAUUUACUUGAUAUUGGGUCAGAUUUUGAUGUCAUUCGAUCUAGACAUGAAAAUCCAAGGAACUUGACUGUAGUCAUUGCUAAUCGCGCAAAUGCUUUUCGCGUGAUUGCGGAUAGUGUUGUCCCUGUGCUACUGGGUGCAAGAAUGCCGGUCUUGAUAUCAGUGUCUGAGGAACCACAUGUCGCAGUUUAUGCUGCGUUCAAGCAAAUUUUGGAAGAGGCUUCGUUCCCAGCUGGGAACCUUGAAGUGUGCUUUACGCAGAAUCCGAGCGCUAGUGUUUUCAGCAGUUCAUCCCUGCCUAUUAAUGUCCUUUUUUGUGGUCCCAUGGAGACUGGUGUCGAAUUGCAAAAAUUGGGAGCUGCAGCGGGAGCUUGUCGGGUGAUUGUUGGUGAGUAUAAAUCAAAGAUGGCUCCAUGA
Molecule: messenger RNA, 567 nt
Organism: Notodromas monacha
Lineage: Eukaryota; Metazoa; Arthropoda; Ostracoda; Podocopida; Cyprididae
Source: the annotation of a GenBank genome assembly